Messenger RNA from Nematostella vectensis (starlet sea anemone), 2419 nucleotides. Its product is annotated as transketolase. The transcript is spliced from 11 exons. The coding region runs from base 95 to 1969 and encodes 624 amino acids. Gene Ontology annotation, molecular function: transketolase activity; thiamine pyrophosphate binding. NCBI's taxonomy places the organism in Eukaryota, Metazoa, Cnidaria, Anthozoa, Actiniaria, Edwardsiidae. The record is from RefSeq and is a predicted model, not a curated record.
AGGCUGUAUAUUUUCCCUCUCGUGCUCUCGCCAAGCGAAGGAAUCUUUUCUUCUCUCUCAUAGUCGAUCACAAACUAUUCUUCUUUAAAACAAUAUGGCUGACAACUACCAUAAACCCGACCAGAGCACAGUCCAAUCUCUUAAGGAUAUUGCAAACAAACUUCGUAUUUUGAGCAUCAAGGCGACAAAUGCUUCAAAUUCUGGCCAUCCUACAUCAUGCGCCUCCAUCGCUGAGUUGAUGUCUGUGCUAUUUUUUCACACUAUGCGUUACAAAGUGUCUAACCCUGCUGACCCAUCCAGUGAUAGAUUUGUCCUCUCCAAGGGCCAUGCCGCACCAAUACUUUACGCUGCAUGGAUGGAAGCUGGUCUAUUUGAUGAAGCCAAGCUCAUGACCCUAAGAAAAUUUAAAUCUGAGCUUGAGGGCCAUCCUGUGCCGCGACAAAGCUUUACUGAUGUAGCAACCGGUUCCCUGGGCCAGGGUCUAAGUUGUGCUUGUGGUAUGGCCUACACAGCAAAACAUUUUGACAAGGCAAGCUACCGUGUUUUCACCCUUCUGGGUGAUGGUGAGGCUGCAGAGGGAGCCGUAUGGGAAGCCAUGCAUUUUGCCGGAUACUACAAGUUAGACAAUCUUGUAGCUAUCUUUGAUGUCAACCGACUAGGGCAGAGUCAGCCGACUUCUUUAGAGCACGACAUGGAGACCUAUAGAAAGAGGGCUGAAGCUUUUGGAUGGAAUGCUGUUGUGGUUGAUGGCCAUGAUGUGGAGCAGAUCUGUCGUGCCAUGUAUGAAGCUGAGAACACCAAAGGACGGCCUACCUGCAUAAUCGCCAAGACGUUUAAAGGCCGUGGCAUAAUCGGUGUUGAAGACCAGUUGAACUUCCAUGGCAAAGCAUUGGGAGAUAAGGGUUUAGCCGCCAUUGCUGAAAUCGAGAAACUGAUAUCUAACAACAAGCACAGUCUUGGACCGGCCACAGUUAUUGAUGAUGCUCCAGCCAUUGACAACACGGAGGUCAAGCUUUCAGAGCCACCAAACUAUAAACUAGGGGAUAAGCUUGCCACCCGCCAGGCUUAUGGUAAUGGCCUGUUGAAGAUUGGGAAUGCCAACAGUCGUGUGAUUGCCUUGGACGGGGACAUGAAGAACUCUACAUUUUCCCAAGAGUUCAUGAAAGCCCACCCUGACCGUUUCAUAGAGUGCUUUAUUGCAGAGCAGAACAUGGUGGGCGUGGCCGUUGGGUGUGCCACAAGGGGUAGAACUAUCCCCUUUGUCAGUACCUUUGCUGCAUUCUUCUCUCGCGCCUACGAUCAGAUCCGUAUGGCAGCUGUGUCGGACUCCACCAUCAAUAUCAUGGGUUCCCAUGUUGGAUGCUCUAUUGGUGAGGACGGUGCAUCCCAGAUGGGCCUAGAGGACUUGGCCAUGUUCCGUGCCCUGCCCAACUGCACCGUGUUCUACCCAAGCGAUGCUGUCUCAUGUGAGAGGGCGGUGGAGCUGGCUGCCAACACCACCGGUAUGACAUUCAUUAGGGCAAGCAGGCCAGCCACGCCCGUCAUCUAUGGUAAUGAGGAGACCUUCACUAUUGGCAAGGCCAAGAUCGUGCGCCAAAGUGCUGAUGACAAAGUCCUUGUGAUUGGCGCGGGCGUCACCCUGGCCGAGGCACUCAAGGCCGCUGAUGAGCUCGCCUCUAGUGGUGUAAGUGUGAGGGUCAUGGACCCGUUCACCAUCAAACCCUUGGACAAGGACGCCAUCGUGGAGCACGCCAAGGCGUGUGGGGGCAAAGUGGUGGUGGUGGAGGACCACUAUUAUGAAGGCGGUAUCGGCGAGGCUGUGUGCCACGCUGUCGUGAACGAUAACAUCAAGGUGGCGCACCUAGCUGUGCCCCGCAUUCCUGAGAGUGGCCCGCCCAACGAUCUGCUGCAAGCCUUUGGCAUCUCAGCUAGCUGCAUCGUCAAGGCCGUUAAUGGAAUCAUUGCCUAAGUAGCACCCACAGGCGAAUGGCGUUGUAGAGUAGAUUUCCCUUCUUACGUAGAUGCUCAUCAUUGUUACUUAGAGGAAAAAUACCCAUAGAUAGUGAGAUGCUGUAUAGGUACUUGGUGAUUGUGAAUGGGUUGAUAAAACUCUCAAUAAGUUUUGUAUGCAUUGAUAAGCAUUUCUGUUAUACUAGUUUAAGAUGUGUGUUAAUCUUGCUAGACAGAUUCACAAAUUUACACUUCGUCUCAGAUCCUCAAACUGUUGCUGUGGUAAGUCUAGGUUGGGCGCCUUCUCACUGUUAGUUCUUGAGUAGGUAUCAAGGUGCUAACAGGCAACCACAUUUAACACCAGUUACUCGACACAUCCCACGUCGGUGAGACGCUUAUCUUUAUAAUACUGUUGUUACCUCAUUUCAUUUAUGCCAGUGAAUAAAGAAAUAAAAAAAAAAACAGAGCA